AAUAUCCAACCCACAUAAAUAACCACACUCUUCUAUCACGCACCAGGCUAAAGCUUAACACAGCCGCCGCUGCUCCUCCCAGCUCACCACCCGCCCUACCUCCGAACGUUGUCUUCGUUGCUCCACGUAGCGUUAAAUAACAUGGGUUCGAAGAAGAAAGACAGGAAACCGAAGAAGGUUUCCGGCAAAGAUGAACAGAAGGAAGAUAACACAGAGGAAGUACCUAUAAAGUCUGUGGAAAAUGCAAACGCGCAUAAGAGCCAGUUACAAAGACUUUCAGAAAAGGAUCCAGAGUUUUAUGAAUACUUGAAGGAACACGACAAAGAGCUUCUUGAAUUUGAUGAUGAGGAGGAUGGAGAAACAGACAUGGAUGAUGAUGAUAACACACAAGAAGGUCAAGAUGAAGAAGAUGAAACUCAAUCUUCCACAAAAAAGGACCAAGAAUCCUCCACAAAAGCAGUAACAAGUGAAAUGGUGGAUUCAUGGAUUAAAACCAUUCAUGAAGAACGAAGAAUAGGUGCAAUUCGAUCAAUCAUGAGAGCUUUUAGGAGUGCAUGUCAUUGUGGUGAUGAUGAUAGUGAAUCAAAGUUGAGCUCAAUGUCUUUUCCUGUUUUCAAUAAGAUUUUGUUGUUUGUGUUGAGUGAGAUGGAUGGGAUUUUGAGAACAAUUCUUAAGCUUCCACUUUCGGGUGGAAAGAAGGAGAUGAUUGUUGAGUUGAUGAACACAAGAGCAUGGAAAAACUAUAAUCAUUUAGUGAAGGCGUAUCUUGGAAAUGCUCUUCAUGUUUUGAAUCAAAUGACAGAUACAGAUAUGAUUGCUUUUACAUUGAGACGUUUGAAGUACUCUUCUUUGUUUCUUGCUGCUUUUCCAAGCUUACUAAGGAAGUAUAUAAAGGUUGUUCUUCAUUUUUGGGGCACUGGUGGAGGUGCACUACCAAUAGUUUCAUUACUAUUCCUUAGAGAUAUAUGCAUUCGUUUAGGUUCUGAUUGUAUAGACGAAUGUUUCAAAGGAAUAUACAAAGCAUAUGUCCUAAAUUGUCAUUUUGUAAACCCAAGCAAACUUCAACAAGUACAGUUUCUUGGAAAUUGUGUCAAUGAGCUUUAUAGAGUCGAUCUUCCAUCUGCAUAUCAACACGCCUUUCUUUUCAUUCGCCAAUUAUCUGUGAUUUUACAUGAAGCACUUUCAACAAAAAGGAAGGAAAUCUUUAGGAAAGUUUAUGAAUGGAAGUAUAUGAAUUGUCUUCAACUUUGGACUGGAGCUAUUUGUGCAUAUGGAUCAGAAGCUGAUUUUAAGCCACUUGCAUAUCCAUUAACUCAAAUUAUUUCUGGAGUUGUGAGAUUAGUUCCAACUGCUCGAUAUCUUCCACUAAGAUUAAGAUGCAUCAGGAUGCUGAAUCAGAUUGCUAAUGCUACAAACACCUUUAUUCCAGUUGCUGUUCUUCUUUCUGACAUGUUGGAUAUGAAAGAGCUGAAUAAACCUCCAACUGGAGGUGUUGGAAAAGCUGUUGAUUUGAGAACUGUUUUAAGGGUUAGCAAGGCGACUAUAAAGACACGAUCUUUCCAAGAAGCAUGUGUUUUUAGUGUAAUUGAAGAACUUGCUGAGCAUUUAGCACAAUGGAGUUAUUCUCCUUCUUUCUUUGAGCUUUCUUUUAUUCCAGCUGUUCGUAUGCGAAGCUUCUGUAAAUCUACAAAAGUUGAGAGAUUUAGGCGUGAAAUGAGGCAAUUCAUUCGUGAGAUUGAAGCUAACUCUGAGUUCACUAAUAAAAAAAGAAUGUCCAUUUCUUAUCUACCAAAUGAUCCUUCUGCUUCAUCGUUUAUGGAGGAAGAGAAAAAGAAGGGUGUUAGUCCUUUGUCUAAAUACGUUGCCAUUCUUCGUCAAAAAGCACAACAAAGAAACGAUUCAUUGGUUGAGUCCAGUAUAAUUGUGGGUGAAAAAGCAUCAAUCUUUGGUAAAAAGAAACGUAAAGAUGAUGAUGAUGAUGAUGAGGAUGAUGAUGAUGAUGAUGAUGAUGAUGAUGUGAAUGUUGAUGGUGCUGCUGUCUUUAGUUCUACAUGGUUACCAAGUGGUGAUCGCAAGGCUAAGAAUCUUGAAGAGGAUGAAAAGGAUAAAAAGGAAAAGAAGCGACAGAAACAGAAAGUUGUUGGGAAAAAGGGUGCUACUGAUGAAGAUGUUGUGGAGGAUUUUGUUCUUAGCUCAGAUGAAGAAGAAGAGGAGUUGAGUGAUGAUGAGAAUCCUGUUGAAACAGAAGAUGUUAAAGCAAAAGCAAAACCACAACACAAGAAGGCGUCUGGAAAAUCGUCAAAAAGAAAGGGAAAUUUUAGAACCAAGAAUAGGUCUAAGAAAAGAAACAAGGCAAACUAGGAAAAAUUAUUUAUAGCUUGAUAUUGUUGUUAUGCAUCUGAAUCUUAUUGAUUUUUUUUUUUUUUUUAAUGUUUAUUUGGGAUUGAGAUCCUGCAAUUUUGACUUUUCAGCUUUAAAUCGAACAAAAAGUUAAGCGUAAGUCGAGUAACACUGUAGUUUUUUUAUCAUUUAAAAGACAUGUUUAUUUGGGAUUGAGAUCCUGCAAUUUGGCU
Molecule: messenger RNA, 2573 nt
Organism: Lactuca sativa (garden lettuce)
Lineage: Eukaryota; Viridiplantae; Streptophyta; Magnoliopsida; Asterales; Asteraceae
Product: Noc2p family
Biological process (GO): ribosomal large subunit biogenesis
Cellular component (GO): Noc1p-Noc2p complex; nucleoplasm; Noc2p-Noc3p complex
Source: RefSeq, a predicted model, not a curated record